Molecule: messenger RNA, 3179 nt
Organism: Effrenium voratum
Lineage: Eukaryota; Dinophyceae; Suessiales; Symbiodiniaceae
Source: the annotation of a GenBank genome assembly
AGGCCAUUGACCGGGGCUGGCACGACUUCGUCCACUGCGACGAGGUGACCCUCCGGAGCAGCGGCUUUGUGGACAAGGACGACACCGUGUGCUUCCGCGCUUCGGUGUACCUGGCCGGCGGGGCAAUGAAGGUGAACAGCAAGAACAAGUCCAGAUACAUGAGCUUGGGCAAGAUCGACCCUGGUUUGUAUGAGAAAGUUCCCAACUACCUGAACAGCAUCGUGCAGGUUUGGUACCACCUUGGAUUCUUCCGCAACGCGAUCUACUCGGCGUCCAUCACCGGGCAGAUGUCGGGGCAGAAGAAAUCCUGCGUGUUGCCAGCCCUACGGGAAAUCUUUGUUCGGCUGCAGCACCGCACGAUGCCGGCGUCCUGCUCGGUGCUUUGCGCCGCCUUUGGGCGCAAGGGCUGGUCUCGCGUCUGCAAGGCCGACCCGGACGGGUUCUGCACCGAAGUCUUCCAUUGCCUGGAGUCCGAGUUCAUCCCCUCGGAGAUGCUCAAGGCGGAGGAGGCGGCGGUGAAGGCAGCAGCCAAGGCGAAGGGAAAGGCGGCCAAGGCGAUCCCAAAGGUGGUCGAGGUGCCGCAGGAGAACCGGGCGCUGUGGGAGACGGUGCAGGAGAUGUUCGAGUUCGAGGUGGAGUGGAUCGCGCAGGCGAUCGACGGGGACUUCUCAGACAGCUCGGUGUACCAAGGGCCUUGCUUCACCCUGGUGGUGCGCGGGUUCAAGACCUUGGAGGACACCUUGGACCACUACUUCUCUCCCAAGGUCAUCGAGGAUGGCGCUGGCCUGCGGGUGCGCACCAUGCGGAAGUUCCGGCGCAUGCCGAACGUGCUGCAGUGGUACCUGAAGCGAGGCGACUACGACUGCUGCACGGGCCUUUCCGGGGUCACGGACACCUACCUCAGCUUCCCGCGUCAGAUUGACAUGGGCAAGUACUCCGAGGGGGCGGGCGUGUACCACCUCUACGCCAUCAUGGUGGAGUGCGAUGACCACUUCCUCUCUUACAUCCGACCAGAGAUGGAAGGUGACCGGGGCCAGUGGUACCGCUUCGACGAGCGCGAGAACGCCUCCUGCGCGGUGUCCAACGCCACGGCGGUGGACAGCUCCUUCGGGGGCGAGGAGUGGCUCUGCGUGAACUAUCUCUACGGGCCCUCAGCAGUGCUGAAGCGUCCCCGGGAGUCGCGCGCCUGCAUGCUCAUCUACCUCAAGGACGACGCGCUGCGGACCUUGCUGCGGGAGCCGCGCCUGCCGAAGCUGUGCCCGGAGCUGCAGAUGCCCGGGAGUCGGGAGGCCCCCACUCAGGCCUCGGUGGAGCUGGAGGCCGCCAAGGCGGCGGAGGCGGAGCUGCUGGAGGACCUGGACGCGGAGCAGCUCAAGGAGGUGAAGAAGAAGAAAGCGAAGCAGAAGAAGAAGCAGAAAGAGAAGGAGAGGAAGAAUCAGGCGAAGGUGGAAGAGCCCGAAACUGCGGCCAAUGAAGCAAAGGACGAUGAGAGUGAGGAAGAGGACGAGGACGAGGAGCCUCUGAAGCCCGAGCCGAAGCUGGAGGUGGUGCCUGCGGUUCAGCGAGACUCUGACGAAGAAGGAUUCGAGGAAACCCUUCGGGCGCCCCGAGGGAAGAGGGGCCGCGCGGCGAAAGCGAAAGCAGGUGCCCCGGACGUGAACAGCAAGAACAAGAAGAAAGAGAUCAGCGCCUCCCAAGGCGCCAGCGCCUACCCGGCGCCUUUCGCCGCGCCGCUCAACGCGGCGCCGGCGCCGGCGCCGUUCGCCGCGCCGGCGCCGUUCCACGCGGCGAAGCCAAAGGUGGAGAAGCGCGAGGACCGAGAGGAUGCUGCGGCCAGCGAAGGCCGUCGGUCCGACGCGAGCUCUUCGAAGGCUGGCCGCGAGCCGAAGCCUGCGAGCCCGAGCCCGGGCAGCCCGGGCAGCCCGCCGGCGGUGGCUCAGGCCAAAGCGCGGGAGCCACGGGAUGCCAAGCCGCUGAACGGCAUGCUGAAUGGCCGGAGUAUGAACGGUGCCAAGCCGAAGCCAGAGCCGCCGGACAAAGCCAGCGCCGGCGCCUCGGCUGCCACGGCCUCGCGGCCGGCGGCGAAUGCCGCGGCCAGCGCCGCGGCAAAUGCCGCGGCCAAUGCCACGGCGGGAGGCUCUGCUUCCUCGAGGUCCAGAGAAGAGGUCGAAGGGGAGGCGGUCACGCGCCAUCCCUCCUCCUCCUCUCGCUCCUGGCCCACCGAGGAGGGUGUGAAGGUCUACCCGGAGCAGCUGAUCACGCCGGCGCACGGCUCGCUGGACGACUGUGCGCAGUUUGUUUGCGCGCUCUGCAAGCUGGUGUCAAGGCAUCCUGUCUUGAUGCGCAGCUGCCUGCACAUGUUCUGCUCCGGCUGCUUCAACCAAUGGGUGCAGCAGACGAAGCCCCAGGUGGUCUGCCCCGGCUGCCAGCAGCCGGUGCGGCAGCAGGACGUGGUGCAGCUGGAGAGCGCCACGGGGCCGGGCCUGGCGCUGCUGCAUCGGCUCUACAGCGGCAUGAAGGUGAGGUGCCUGUACCACCCCGAGCUGGAAGCCUCCAGAGGACAAUCCUCCAGAGGCACAUGCUCGUGGAGUGGCGCCUUACUGGACUACACCGCACACCUCGGCAAUUGCCAGGUGCAUGCGGGGUCCGGCGAAAAGGCCGCGGAUCCCGCGGCCGCGGAAAAGACCGCGAGAGAGAGUCCCCACACUGCGCUGGCUGUGGGCAUGUUCUUGGCGACCUCCACUUGGGAGGGGCUGACUACUGGCACGCUGCCGGUCCAGCGUGGUGCGCGGGUCUGGGUGUCCCAACUGGACGAGCGCGGCGAGUGGGCGCUGGGCCAGCUGUACCAGGAGUGGUCUCCCGUGUCGGAGGCGGCCUGGGUGCCGCGCUGCGUCUUGACGCCGGCGCUCUUCCCGGUGCACAGCCCCUUCGACCCAGCGCUGCAUGCACAUCAGGCGCAGGGCCUCGCGCUGGCGGCGGGGGACCUGGUCGGGGUGCAGAGCCUCCACAACGGCUGGAGCUACGGCGCGAAGAUGACGCCCCUCAACGAAGCAGGCGAAUCUGGCUGGUAUCCACAGGCGUGUAUCUCCGAGCCGCUGCCAUUGUGAGCCGGCGCUUCCGCGUGAGCCGCUGGCCGGUGAUCGGUCGCGGGUUCUCGAGGUUGAUCCAAAAACGGGGGU